Cinclus cinclus is the source of this 2061-nucleotide messenger RNA. RefSeq names its product citrate synthase (gene CS). The record is from RefSeq and is a predicted model, not a curated record. The coding region runs from base 98 to 1507 and encodes 469 amino acids. Gene Ontology annotation, biological process: carbohydrate metabolic process; tricarboxylic acid cycle; citrate metabolic process. Gene Ontology annotation, cellular component: mitochondrial matrix. The transcript has 11 exons. NCBI's taxonomy places the organism in Eukaryota, Metazoa, Chordata, Aves, Passeriformes, Cinclidae.
GACCCCCGGCCGCCGCCGCUCCGGCCCCGUUCCCGCCCCGGUCCCGCUCCCGGUCCCGGCCCCGUUCAGUCCCGGCCUGUCCCGUCCCGGUGCCGCCAUGACGCUCCUCGCCGCCGGCAGCCGGGCGGCCGCGCGCCUCCGCGGGCCCAAGAAUGCACCGUGUGUCCUAUUUGCUGCUCGCCACGCCAGCGCCGCCACGAACCUCAAAGACGUCCUGGCUACUAUGAUCCCCAAGGAGCAGGCGAAGAUCAAGAGCUUCCGGCAGCAGCAUGGCAACACGGCCAUCGGGCAGAUCACGGUGGACAUGGUGUAUGGCGGCAUGAGGGGCAUGAAAGGGCUGAUCUACGAGACCUCUGUGCUGGAUCCUGACGAGGGCAUCCGCUUCCGUGGGUACAGCAUUCCUGAGUGCCAGAAGAAGCUGCCCAAAGCUGCAGGGGGAGAGGAGCCACUUCCCGAGGGACUCUUCUGGCUGCUGGUGACUGGAGAAAUCCCAACCCAGGAGCAGGUGACCUGGCUGUCCCGGGAGUGGGCCAAGCGUGCGGCUCUGCCAUCCCACGUGGUGACCAUGCUGGACAACUUCCCCACCAACCUGCACCCCAUGUCCCAGCUGAGCGCCGCCGUCACCGCCCUCAACAGCGAGAGCAAGUUCGCCCGCGCCUACGCCGAGGGCAUCCACCGCGCCAAGUACUGGGAGUUUGUGUACGAGGACGCCAUGGACCUGAUCGCCAAGCUGCCGUGCGUGGCCGCCAAGAUCUACCGGAACCUUUAUCGCGAGGGCAGCGGCAUCGGGGCCAUCGACCCCAACCUCGACUGGUCCCACAACUUCACCAACAUGCUGGGCUACACCGACCCCCAGUUCAUCGAGCUGAUGCGGCUCUACCUCACCAUCCACAGUGACCACGAGGGAGGGAACGUGAGUGCCCACACGAGCCACCUCGUGGGCAGCGCCUUGUCUGACCCAUACCUCGCCUUCGCCGCUGCUAUGAACGGGCUGGCUGGGCCCCUGCACGGCCUCGCCAACCAGGAGGUGCUGCUCUGGCUCACUGACCUGCAGAAGGAGCUGGGCCAGGACGUGUCGGAUGAGAAACUGCGGGAUUUCAUCUGGAAUACCCUCAACUCGGGCAGGGUGGUGCCAGGCUACGGGCAUGCGGUGCUGCGGAAGACAGACCCGCGCUACACCUGCCAGCGGGAGUUCGCCCUCAAGCACCUGCCCAAGGACCCCCUGUUCAAGCUGGUGGCACAGCUCUACAAGAUCGUCCCCAACGUGCUGCUGGAGCAGGGCAAGGCCAAGAACCCCUGGCCCAACGUGGACGCCCACAGUGGGGUCCUGCUGCAGUACUACGGCAUGAAGGAGAUGAAUUACUACACGGUGCUGUUUGGGGUGUCACGGGCCCUGGGUGUCCUGUCUCAGCUCAUCUGGAGUCGGGCGCUGGGAUUCCCCCUGGAGAGACCCAAAUCCAUGAGCACCAAGGGCCUCAUGCAGCUCGUGGGAUACAAAUCCGGGUAAAGAAGGGACGGGGGCAGUGCUCCCCCAGGGAACGCCGCGCUGCCGGGCCCGGCCCGGACACCCUCGGCACUGAACCCCCCUCGGCACUGAACCCCCCCUCGGGGCCCCCUCCGGCUGCUCCCCCUCCCCUCCCACCUGCCUCGGGGAGGGGCAGAGGCAGCCCCGGGGUCCCCCCCAGCCCCACACCUGAGAUCCCCUGCCCUGGUGGGAUGGGGGGACCUCCCGUGCCCCCUCCCCACCCCAGCAGCUCUCACUGCGCACACUGGGAGCCCCCCAAGGCUCCCCCACUGCUGGGCUGGGGGGGGCGGUCCUGGCAGGGCCCUGGGGAGGGCACAGCCCCCCCUGCAGCCCCCCCGAGAGGGGUUCAGUCCAGCCCCGUGUCCGGGCCCCCCCGCAGGGACUCGAUACACUCCUCCCCGGCUGCGCCCCCGUGUUUGUGUGACCCCCCCUUCCCCCCGCCUGAAGCCCCCGGGAGCCAGAGCUGGGACCCCCCCCCCCGCCCAGGCCCCCACCCGGCUCCUCGCAGCUCUCGGGCACUUCUGUACAAAACAACA